AUGUCGUACUUCAAGCAACAAUCGUACGAAGGCCAACUUAGAAUACGGGCGGGAAUCGCACGCAGAAACGGCCAACUGUACAAUUUACAACUUGAAAAGGAACGUGAACCGGUAGAGAAGGAUGGGAGACAGAGCGUUGUAUGCGUUAGAGAGAGAGACGGAGAUAUUUUCAGGCUGAAGAAAGGGAAGAACGAAGUCAAACAGGCUUUAGUUCGAACGCGAAGCGUCUGUCUGUGGGAUUAA
This is a messenger RNA of Acanthoscelides obtectus, 243 nucleotides long. The record is from the annotation of a GenBank genome assembly. NCBI's taxonomy places the organism in Eukaryota, Metazoa, Arthropoda, Insecta, Coleoptera, Chrysomelidae.